CAUUGUUCCUCAUUCCUUUCCUAUCACAAACAUGCCUUCCAAAUUCCAUCAUCUGAAUUCUUUCCUUUUUGUUAUGACCUCAAUAUCCAUAUUUACGGUUUCUUCUCGCCCCAUCACCACAACUCUAGAUGAUCAUGAAGUUUUGGCAACUCCAUCAGUUAAUAAUUUGGUGUUAACAACCUCUGAUGGAGAGAAAUUCGACGUGAAGUUACAAGCGGCGAUGCAAUCAGAGACGAUAAGGCAAAUUAUCGCCGAAAAAGGCUUUUCAAAUGGAAUGGUCAUAGAUUUUUAUAAUAUAACUGGUGAGACCAUGAGAAAGGUUUUGGAGUAUUGUAACAAACAUGUGUAUCACUACUCGAUCAACGAGGAGGGCAAUAAAAACAUCACUGCUUUGCUUGAAAUGAAAGCAUUUGAUACAGAGUUUGUGAAUGUCCAUUACGAGACUCUCUUCAAACUUUUUCUGGCUGCAAAUGAUUUAAAGAUAAAAGAUCUAAAAGAUCUCGUAGGUGGACGAAUAGGUGAGAUGAUGAAAGGGAAAACCCCUGAACAGAUACGUAAGAUGUUUAACAUAAAUGAAAAAUCCUCGUGUGUUGAUUAUGCGGCUGAAGAAAAAUUUGUUCAAAGUAAUGCCUGGGCAUUCGAUUAACACACUUUGAGAUGCUUCUGUACUACAGAAUGUGUUUUUUUUUGCUACAGAUGCAUUAAGAUAUAAGCCAUAUCUGGCCUUCUUCUAUCUUUUGAUAUGAGUGUGUCUCCAUGUAUUCGUAAAUUUCAAACAAUGUUUCAAGAUCAAAUGUCACAAAUCAUGAGAUUUCGAUAUA
Molecule: messenger RNA, 821 nt
Organism: Erigeron canadensis
Lineage: Eukaryota; Viridiplantae; Streptophyta; Magnoliopsida; Asterales; Asteraceae
Product: SKP1-like protein 1A
Exons: 2
Coding region: 32-646 (204 amino acids)
Biological process (GO): SCF-dependent proteasomal ubiquitin-dependent protein catabolic process
Cellular component (GO): nucleus; cytoplasm
Molecular function (GO): cullin family protein binding
Source: RefSeq, a predicted model, not a curated record